Closterium sp. Yama58-4 is the source of this 1290-nucleotide messenger RNA. The record is from the annotation of a GenBank genome assembly. NCBI's taxonomy places the organism in Eukaryota, Viridiplantae, Streptophyta, Zygnematophyceae, Desmidiales, Closteriaceae.
AUGAGGGCCAUCGCUUUUGCGCGCCGAGCGCCGUCCCGCGCGGCGCUCGUCACCGUUGGGCGGCACCUGCCGGGAUUCGGCAACUGCCCUGCCGCCGCCACACCAUGGGACCGCCGCGUGCCGUCCGUGCUCUCGGCGGAUCGGAUUCUUCGCUGUGACGCGCAGUCUUGCGCAGUGGGGACGGGGAUGUGGGGGACGGGGAUGUGGGAGGAGCGGAGUGGGAGCGGGGCGGGCUUUGGAGGGAGCGGCGAUGACGGCAUGCGGAGGGAGUGCAAGGGGGGUGCGCGCGGCAGUGCGUGGCGAGAGGCGGUCGCACGGUGGGCGGCCGGCGCUUACGCGACGCAGAUUCCGCGUCAAGGUACACAGGUGGAGAGCGACGGGGCGACGAUGUGGCGGGCGGCGGGUGGCGGCGAUUGGCGCAUUGGCGCAGAGGCGAGACGCGGAGGUGCGGUGGAGGGGCCGUGCGCGCUAGCGGGCGUGGGCGGGCGAAGGUAUGGCGUGUCAGCAGCUGGUGGCGGUGACGCCAUUGGGCCAGCGGAGGUGGCGACGGACGGCGGCAUGAGGCGCGCAGGAGGGGCGCGGGGAGACGCGGCGCAAGAGGACGAGCGCGGGGCGGAGGGGGAGGCGGAGUGGGGAGAGGCGUACUGGCGGAAGCAGCUAGAACGGUCAGCGGCGGCAGAGAGGGGCGGCGGGAAGGGCGAGCGGAGGAGAAGGCGGAAGGCGAAGGAGGGAGAGGAGGAGGCGAUGGAGUGGUGGCCGGGGCAGCGGCAGCAGCAGCAGCAGCGCGGGGCAGGGGGAGUGGAAGAGGGCGGUGGGGCGGACGAAGAGUUGGUGGCGGCGGGGCAUGGAGGUGGCGCACGAGAAGGCCAUGUACCUCCCCCCCUCCGUGCGCCCUGCCCCUCCCAGGUGGCGCACGAGAAGGCCAUGUACCUCCCCCCCUCCGUGCGCCCUGCCCCUCCCACCCCUUGUGCUCCCAUCCUGGCAGGGCCGCCCCUGCCGUGGCGGGUGGAGGAGCGCGAGGGCGUGGCGGACCUGUGGCUCUCACGUGCCUUCCACGGCGAGCAGCUGCGCCUCAUGCUGCUGCUGCAGGGCCAUGAGGGGGGACUCAUGGACCAGGGGGAGGAGGGGGAGGAGGGCGGCGGGGCUGGUGAGGCACGUGGCAGUGGCGUUGGGGGCGGUGAGAGCCGGCAUCCCCGCACUCAUCCUCGUGUGCAAGCCGGUGCCGCCCAUGCAGGCGGGCAGCACGGGUGCAAGGAGCACGGCCGUGGGCAUGGCGGGCAUGGGUGGUAG